AUGCGCAAGCAUGCCUUCACAGUGUAUGGCGGCUUUGAGUCAGAUCAGCCAAGAGGAUUAGAGGAGCCAGUUCAAGGAGCGUGCACCUCCAAACCCUUGCCCCGCCUGCCGACGGCGCCCUUGGACACACAGCUCGUAUUUUCUCAGAACCCCCAUUCUAGAAGUCCGUCAUGCCCGUCCCAUCCAUUUGCGCUCUCAAAUUCUUCGCGCACGAGUCUGAUGAUCUCUCCCAUGUCGAGCUGGCACUUUGGGGUGCCUGACACACCGGAGGAGUGUUCCGAUCUGUUGGGAGAUUGGUUCGAGAGAGAGGAAAAGAAGGUCUUCCUUCAGCAGAGACCUUUGAGAGAGCUGCCCAUUGAAGACGACUCUUCGAACAGUAGGCUCACGACCCCUCCGAAGCCCAUUCACCUACCCCCUACUCCGCCGUCCGCCAAGAAAGCAAAGCGUCGUUCCCCCACAGAGUCUCGGUCCUCACUGAGCUCUUCUAUCGGCUCCAUAAUAGCCAGCACGCGCGAUCGCCCGCCGACGCUGAUGAACCCCUUGGCCAUUGGAGGGUGGGGGCGUGAAUGGGAAAGAGGCUUCAACCACAGAAAAUUCAGAGAGUCAGCAGGGAGCGUGACCGAGGAGGAUGACAGCGAGGCGACCACCAGUUCAGAGAGCUCGGCGGCGAGCCCAGCCCCGAGCUCACUCUUGGAGCGCCGCAUGAGUGAAAGCUUGUCGUUGGCGUCACUAGGCUUCUCCCCGGUCCCUUUGCCCCAUCCUUUCAGCCAAAGGCGCACGCGCCCACGGCGUCCUCCCACUCCUUACGAGAGGGAGAAGGAGCCCGGCAAGAGGUUGGAUGAAUCCUGGUUGGAUUUUUCGGAGGACGGAGAAGAUGCGAGAGUCUGGGAGGAUGACGAGGCGACUGUCAAGGCAGGAUCCAGUAGGUGGAGCGCGAUUCUAUCCGAGACUGAUCAGAUCAGCACACCUUCAGAGACGGACAGUCGUCCGACCGAAGCCUCCCAGAUCCGAGAUGCGUAUCUUGCAAGUACUUUUUGCCGUAUAGUGGUUGAGCUAAUGUCCACAUAG
This is a messenger RNA of Cryptococcus wingfieldii CBS 7118, 1068 nucleotides long. RefSeq lists its product as hypothetical. NCBI's taxonomy places the organism in Eukaryota, Fungi, Basidiomycota, Tremellomycetes, Tremellales, Cryptococcaceae. The coding region runs from base 1 to 1068 and encodes 355 amino acids. The transcript is spliced from 3 exons. The record is from RefSeq and is a predicted model, not a curated record.